This is a messenger RNA of Bipolaris maydis ATCC 48331, 759 nucleotides long. RefSeq names its product thioredoxin-like protein. Gene Ontology annotation, molecular function: oxidoreductase activity. Lineage: Eukaryota; Fungi; Ascomycota; Dothideomycetes; Pleosporales; Pleosporaceae. The record is from RefSeq and is a predicted model, not a curated record.
AAACCUGUUUUUGGGAAUAGCUGAUCCACCAUGCCAUACGAAUCGACCAUAACAUUCACUCUUGACACAAUAUGUCCCUGGACAUACAUCGCCUUUGUCCGUCUCAACAAAGCCCUCGACGCCUAUCGCUCAGCUAAUCCAGACUCGCCCGCCCAAUUCACACUCAAGCUCGCCCCUUACCAAUUGUACCCGGAUUUCUACGAAGAUGGCGUCGACAGGUACGAAUGGAACAAGGAGAGAAAGUACCAUGGCAGUGACGAGAAAAUGAAAGCGUACGCGCAUUACAUGGGCCUGAUUGGGAAAGCAGAGGGUCUAAAGUUUGAUUUCGAGGGCGGUCCCCUGAGUAAUACGCUGCAUGCACAUCGCAUCCUGUACUGGCUGCAGAAUAACAAGGGGCCGGAUGCUGCGGCGAAAGCCGCAGGUAGUCUGUACAGCCAGUAUUUUGAACAUAGGGCUGACCCCGCGAGCCGCGAGACGCUGGAGAAGGCGUGUGUAGUUGCUGGGUUGAGUGGGGAUGAGGCGAAGAAAGUGGUGGGGAAUGAAGGAGAAGGGCUGCGUGAGGUUAAAGCGGCGAUUAGGGAACAGGCGGGGAAUGGGGUGGAUAGUGUGCCGUAUGUUUUGUUUGAGGGGAAGAAAAGGGAUUUUACGCAUAUUGGGGCGAAAAGUGUAGAGGAAUAUGUCAAGGUGUUGGUGCAGGUUGAGAAGGAGUGUGCUUGAGUGGGGGGUGAUUUGGUUUGCUUUCCCUGCAAUUUGAUGUGC